GUCCAUAUAUUGCAUUGAAUGUUUGCUUGUACUAUAGUAAAUGAUGCAGCUAACACUGUAGCCUGCCGCAGGCAAAUUCGUCCAUGCUCCUCACGUGCUCCCAAUCCACGCCUUUAUCAACCGCAUCGUAGCCAAAUUUAAUCAUAACCCCCGAAGCAGCCACCUUUCACCCCAUCCGGUUUCACCUGAACUCCAGCGCCAACCCCGCACCCUCAUCCUCAACCUCUCCACUCCAAAACACUCGAGCUCAUGAAGUAACCUUCAUCCCAAUCUGAAAAUACACUCAUCCUCACACCACCAGUCGUUUCCCUCACAAGCUACAAUGCCAGCCCCAACCCAUCAAGCCAAGCGGCCCUACGCCGGCACCCACAGCCAACACCACCAAUCUUCGAUAACAUCCUACUUCCCCUCCCCCUCCGGCGCCGCCCCCUCCCCGACCACCGUCCGUAACGCCUCUUCGCCCCCAGUCCUCCCUGCGACCGUCCAAUCCAGCCUCCUCAACGUCGGCAUGCGUAUUCGCAAAUCCGUACCCGAGGGCUACAAGACCGGCUCCUACAGCUCCUUUGCGCUGUUCUCCGACCAGGCGCCCCCAUCGAAGCCUCAGCAGCAACCACAACAGCAGCGCCGCGUGAAGCAAGUACCAGGCGGCGCGGCGAGGGAACUGGCACCGUUCUGCGGGAUAAUGAAGGUUGGCGGGUUGGCAGUUCAGGCCCCACAGGGCGGGGAUGACGAAUACCUGGAUGACGACGAUGGGGUGUUGGACGAAGAUGACGUCCCGGGUAUGAGCUCGCAGGGCUCGACUCUGAGUGCUUACUCCACCGCCGCGACACACAAACGCCGUCUCUCGGCUUCUUCGGUGGGCUCAGAUGACGAUGAGGGAGCGGCACAGUAUAGCUGGGCCGAUGUGGAGAUCAGUCCUAAGACGCAGGCUCCGCAGCAGGGUCAGGCUUGGGGUGGGGCGGGGAACCGCGCGAUGGCGCUGCCGAGGAGGAUGAAGAGGGCUGGUGCUGGGGGAGCGAUGGGUGGGCAGGAGAAUGGGGUUGACUUUGAGGAGGCUGGGUUCUUGGAUUAUGCGGCGUUGGAGGAGGUGAAUAUGGGGGGGUUGUGA
This is a messenger RNA of Pseudogymnoascus destructans, 1108 nucleotides long. RefSeq lists its product as uncharacterized. Gene Ontology annotation, molecular function: ribonucleoside-diphosphate reductase inhibitor activity. Gene Ontology annotation, cellular component: nucleus; cytoplasm. The record is from RefSeq and is a predicted model, not a curated record. The coding region runs from base 323 to 1108 and encodes 261 amino acids. The transcript has a single exon. Lineage: Eukaryota; Fungi; Ascomycota; Leotiomycetes; Thelebolales; Thelebolaceae.